Molecule: messenger RNA, 10796 nt
Organism: Labrus bergylta (ballan wrasse)
Lineage: Eukaryota; Metazoa; Chordata; Actinopteri; Labriformes; Labridae
Source: RefSeq, a predicted model, not a curated record
GAUAAACAAACCCCGUCCUGCGUGGCUCUGUGGACCCUUAAACUACUAACGUUACCCCUCUCGGUGUCGGUACACAUUUUGUUAAACUGUUCGUGAAAGUAGCUCGGUUAAAAGAGGAAGACUUGACUGAUGAAACGUUAAAUAUGAAGCUUUGAGUGAGUCCGCUAACAGUGACCUGGUGUGAUAAUUGCAUGCUGCAUGUCUUCUAAACACCCAUCACACCCUUGCAUAACUUUUUUCGAUAUGCAUAUGUCCAGCCAUUCCUUGCAUGUUGUGCUGUGACUGUGUGGCAUCAUGAGGAAAGACAGGGAUAACCCUCUGGCACUGUCAUCCAAGAAACCAUGCCAGGGCCAGACCGACUUUGGACGAGAGCUAGAGAGGCUGCGUGCUGAACUGGAGCUAGAGAAAAUCCGAACACAGCAGGCCCAUGGACUCUUCUGUGUGGAGCUCAGGCACCUACGGGAAGAAGCAGAGAAGGAACAGCAGAGGGUUGUGAGGGAUCUGACGGUUCAGCGAGGGUGCCAAACGUAUGGGCACUCUAACAGACUCUGGAGUCUGCUGGCUAAAGAGCUGAAUGUUCAAGACAUUGGACAGUACACUGAGUCCACAGGGAAAGAAGCUUUUUGUUUGUACGGUGGAGAAACAUACUCAAAGCUGGAGCAGUUGCUGCUGUUGCUGUGUGAGAAGAUAAACAAUGAGCAGGCAGGACGUAAAUUGCAUCACAGGCAGGAAUUUGAGCUACAGAAGGCCAUCUUUCUCUGCCACCUGCUAGAGGCCCAUGUUCGACUGUUGCAGGGGAAGAAAAGAGCAGGACACUCCAGAACACCAACUCAGGCAGAGAGCUGUAAUCUUCUCCAGAAAAAGCCUCUCCUGACCUGGUCCAGGGCUCGGCAGCAAAAAUCCCAGAGUGUUUCAAACUUUCCAAAGAAGAAAACAAAACAUGAUCAGCGAAGGCAGCCUUUAGGGAGGGCGCCCAGUGCAGCUGACCCCUGCACCACCGCUGCAGUCCUGGACACUUGUCAGAGCAGCUCUCUGAAAAGUUGUCACAUACCCGACACUCCCCAUGCAGGCUGGGACGGCCAGCCCCCCCACUGUUCUGAGUCCUCUGGGUCACACAGGUCACCGCCCUCCAAAUGCAUGGACAGCAACAUGGAGAAUGGCACUGACUACGGGUUCCUGGUGCGUCAGAACUCUGAGCUCCUGCGAGCCCUGGAUGAUUUGGAGAAGACUUGUUCCACACUGAGGGAGGAGAAUGGCCUGCUGAGGAAGAGCAGCGCCCCAGAGACCGAGGAGAAGGUCAGGCGGCUGCGGAGAAAGAACACAGAGCUGGCUGUUCUCGCUAAGAGGCUGGAAGACAGGGCGAGAAAACUGCAGGAGGCCAACCUCAGAGUGGUCAAUUCCCCGUCACUGAUGAGGCCCGGGUCGGUGGAGCAGUACAAGAGGGCGUUUGCCCGGCAGAGAGCUCGUGACCUUGCCCAGCACGCCGAUGUACUGCUGUCAAAAGACAAAGAGAUUGCUGCCCUACAGCAAGAAAACAGAGAGCUGGAGGCAGGGCUCGGCACCACGAAGGGCUCCCCUGUUUCAGCUUGCAGGGAGGAAUUCGAGAGGCUUCUGAGGGAAUCUCAGAGGGAGGUGCUGCGGCUCCAGAGACAGUUGUCCGUCACCUCAACCACACAGCAGAACAACCAAAGUCCUCCUGACCCCGGUGGACCAGAGAGGAGUGAUGACAUUAAGGAGGAAGAGUUGGAGGGGGAAGAGAAGAAAGAGGUUGAAGCACAGGUUGCAGGAGAGACCCCGUGUGUGGUGUUAGAUGAAGCUCCAUCCAGGUGUGAGAGGACUCCCGGCGAGGAGGAGGAGUCGGGGCUGCAAGUGACGCCCCAACCGGGCCUCAGCCCGACCCCCUCCCAUCAGGAGGACCACACAGAGGAGCAUCACCUACAGUUUCUGGAAAGUGAGCUGAGUAAGAAGAGAAAAGAAUGUGAAAACCUCGAGCAUGAAGUAAAGAAGCGUCAGAAGAGAUGUCUGGAUUUGGAGAGCCAGCUUGAGGAUGAGCGAAGCAAAAAUGAGCAACUGAAGGAGGAGGCAGAUCUCCUCAGGAGGAAGGCACUGCUGAUCGACCAGACUCGGGCUGAGAAUGAGGAGCUGAGGGAAGAUCUCUCUGAAGUGACCGCUCAACACAAUUCAGUUCUCGAGGAGAACCAGAGACUCCGUGCCAAACUGGAGAACCUAGAGCAGGUCCUAAAGCAUAUGCGUGAGGUCGCUGAGCGAAGGCAGCAGUUGGAAUUGGAACAUGAGCAGGCACUGGCUAUCCUUAAGUUCAAACAGGAUGAGAUCAAACGCUUACAGCGGGCUCAGUUAUUUGCCAAGCGGGAGCAUGAGGGAGUGGUUCAGAUGCUUGAGGAGUUGACUGAGCUUGUGUUGCGGAGGGAGCUGUCAAAGGUGCGCGAGCUGGAGGAGAAAUGCCGCAGUCAGAGCGAACAGUUUGGCCUGCUGUCCCAAGAGCUGGAGAAGUUUCGACUGCAGGCAUCGAAGGUGGACCUGGCCAGCUGUAGCAUCCUCAACAACCCCAGCAUCUCUAUUCUGACCAAUGGGGUGGGCCUGACUACAGAACGAGAUGUGGCAGCUGCACUGCGGAUGGGGGCCACCCCCCAUGCUGCAGGGCUGUCCAGGGUGGAGCGCUCGCCCGUCACCAAGCACAGAGAGCUGCCCACCAUCAGCGUUAGCAAGUCAGGCUCCACCUCCAGCAAGUCAGAGACCACACACCUCACCCCCAAGUCUGACACCCAUCUCAGCCCGCACAAAUCAAGCCCAACGCACGAGGUGGACACUGCCAGUGAAGUGGAGGAGCUGGACAUCGACAUGGCGCCAGCUCCUUACACAGCCAGCAGAGGAGCGGCAAAGCUUCAGGUUUUCAUCGCAAGAUACAGCUAUAAUCCAUAUGAUGGUCCCAAUGACAACCCUGAAGUGGAGCUUCCUCUCACUGCUGGAGAAUACAUCUACGUGUACGGAGACAUGGACGAUGAUGGCUUCUAUGAAGGUGAGCUCAUGGACGGUCGGAGAGGGCUGGUCCCCUCUAACUUUGUGGAACGUGUGUCAGACGACGAUGUGAUGAGCGGCGCCCACCACACAGAGACAGGAGACGCUACUCACAACUCCCUGCUAGACAGCAGCCUGCACAGUGCCAGCCACCAGCAUCACCUCCACCUGGGCGUCAGCGCCUCAGGAAGAACAGAGGCCCAUACUCCCUCUGGCCCUGCCUCAGCCCCCUCAGACUCAGCAUCGGCCUUGGCUGUCCCAGCCCCCCUCACUAACGGCCUGGACUUGGAUUUGGAGGAGGUGGGAGUGGACGUUGUGCCUUACCCACGAAAACUCACCCUCAUAAAGCAGCUUGCCAAGAGCAUCAUCAUUGGCUGGGACCCUCCGCUGGUGCCGGCUGGGUGGGGCAAUGUGUGGAGCUAUAAUGUGUAUGUGGACCAGGAGUUGAGGCUCAAUGUGCCCUUCGGUUCCCAGACCAAAGCAGUGCUUGAGCGGCUGGACAUAAACCUCAAGGCCUACCGUGUGUCAGUGCAGAGCCUGACGGAGAAGGGCCUCUCAGACCAGCUGCGCUGCAGCAUGCUGGUGGGUCGGGACGUUUGUGUGGCGCCCACGCAGUUGCGUGUGGAAAGGAUAACUGCCACCUCUGCCAACCUGACCUGGCUGCCCAGUAACAGUAACUAUGUGCACAUUGUGUCCUUGAAUGAGGAGGAGUGUGAGCUGGUGAAGGCUGGCUGCUACUCGCUGUGCCUCAAUAACCUCUUGCCGAGCCUGCAGUACACAGUCAAAGUGGAGGCGCGGCCGCACCGCACGCCAUGGGAGCUACCUGUGGAGCGACGUGAACACAGAAGCGCUACAGUCACCUUCAACACGCUGAUGGCAGGCCCCCCUGAUGCUCCUUUGGACUUGCAGCUGGAGCAGGGACCCUCCCCUGGGAUCGCUCUUGUCAGCUGGCUGCCGGUCACUAUAGAUGCUGCUGGGACCUCCAAUGGAGUGCGUGUAACUGGAUACACUAUUUAUGCUGACAGGAAAAAGGUGCUGGAGGUGUCUUCCCCAACAGCCGGCAGUGCCCUGCUGGGCCCCUCUCAGAUUCAGUCUCUGCAGGCAGCUCAGGAUCUCACUGUCCGCACAAUGUCUGCCCAUGGGGAGUCCUGUGACUCUAUGCCUGUCAAUGUGCCCUCUAAGCUGGCUGCCAUCAUGUCAGGUCCAGCCGUCAUCACCCCAGUCGUGCCACCCCUACCCUGCACCCCUGCAGGCUGUAGCAACCUGCCCCCUCCGCCGUCCUACGGGAACUCUGCUGCCAAAGUCUCUGUGCUGCCCAGCUCUAUGCCAUCAGACUCUUAUUACUCAGGCCUCGUCAUAGAGGCUGAUGCCAACCCUCCUAAUGCUCUCCACUCAGAAGAUCGUCUCUUAUACGCCUCUUAUGUGAGGGCCUGGGCCAACCCGUCUUCUGCUGCUGCCUUGGCUGCGUGUGAGGCCUCAUUACCAAUGGCCUCCACCAUUACUUCCAUGGUUCAUGUGACCUCCCCCAUCACCUCAGCGCCUCCACCAUGUCCAGUAGCAGCACCUACUGCUCCUGCACCAUCAGCAGUAACAGAAGCAGCAGUAGCGUUGCAGCAGCGCAGAGACACUGACAGCCCUGGAACAAUACGCCCUUUCCCUUCCAUCACAGAGUUCAUUGAGGACCCCAGUGCCAAGCUCGAGAUCCCUGAGCGCAUCCCCACUCCGCCCAAAGCCCCCAUCACAGACCUCCUUAACCCUCAGGACACUAACCUCCACCGACGCCCUGUUUCACCGCUGGAGUCCGAGGCAGAGGAGGAGCGAGAGAAUACCCGUCUGGUGUCCAUGGAAGACUUCUUACAACAGGACCAGGAGCCAGAGUUCUGCAGCAGGCAGCAGGAUUACAGCAGAGGGCUCGUGGAGCCUCCCAGUGACUACAAUGCAGACAACAGCCGCUCUGAUCUGUCGGACAUCUUGGAGGAGGAGGAGGAGGACCUGUUGUCCGACCACCUUGGAGAAGUACAGGCCAGGGGUUACACUUGUGCAGCUAGAAGGUCACGUAAAGUGGACACUCCCAACAGUGAUGAGGAGGUUCUUGAGAGGAUCCUUAAGUUGCCUCCUCAGGUGAUCCACAACAAGCAUCUGUUCAGCAUCCCCGAGGUGAUCGAGGAGGACGAUGGCAGUCAAGAAGAGCCUUUAAGCCACUACAGUCAGCCUCGGACACGGCCCGGCUACCUUCACCCCAGAGACUCGGAACGCCUCCACCAUGCCCCCCAGCAACACCUGUAUCACCCUAACCCACACUCACAUGUCCCCCCUACCCAUCAUCACUUUAACAGGGACCCCAGGUCUCUAGCCAAAGAGCCUUCACUAAGACAGGGACCCCUGCAGGUCAAGCCUAAAACACAGCAUAGAGUGCACUACGCAGACACAGUUGACACCAUCAGCUAUCCCGGACAAGAAGAUGAGAAUUUAUACGAGGGUCAAACCAGCAGUAGGGUCUCAACCCGCCGUCCUCCCCAGUUGAACCCCACCAGCAAAGCACUGCUCAGAGGGCUAGGGGACCGCCUUAGGAGGGAGGCCAUGCUCAGGAGUCAGAAGGCUGUGGCUGCAGCAGCCAACCCUGGCUAUGGUCCUACCCAGCCAAGACCCUACCCGGUCAGCAAAACCGUACGGACUGUGAGGUCACCUGUUGGUCGCGAGGUGGAGAUUGACGUGGAGUACGGCACAGACGACAAUGAGGGGCCUUCGCAGUACCCUCCUGGGGAGGUGGUGGUGGAGCAGAUGAGUGCUGAGUGGUGGGUAGAGGGGGCUAAUGUGGAGCACUGCAGACUUCCUCUCCGCCGAGGCCUGAAGGCAGAUCUCCCGGAGCCCAGCCAAAUGCCUCCAGCUGAGGCGGGUCCAUCGUGGGGAGUCCAGGCUGAAGCAGGGUGCUCGCAGUCCAGGCAACCCAGAGGUGGUGUUGAUUCAACAAAGACAAAAGCGGACAGCGACAUACGGAUCUUUGUAGCCCUCUUCCCUUACAAUCCUUCGACCAUGUCUCCCAAUCCCGAUGCUGCUGAGGAGGAGCUGCCCUUCACCGAAGGACAGAUCAUCAAAGUUUUUGGAGAUAAAGACCCAGACGGGUUCUACCGAGGAGAGUCUGGUGGUCGCCUGGGCUUUGUGCCGUGUAACAUGGUGUCUGAGAUCCAGGUGGAGGACGAGGAGACGCGGCAGCAGCUACUGCAGCAGGGCUUCUUGUCCACCGCUGCCUCCAUGGACAAGAUAGGCACUCGCACACACGCACAGCUUCCGCGUCGCCCUGUUCCACCGCCGAAACCGAGACGAUCCAAGAAAGUGGAGUCUGCAGCGCUGUGGGAGGAGAGUUUAGACUCGGACAGCCAAGAUCCCAGUCAGGCUCCUGCCCCUGCUGCACCUGCAGCUGCAGGAAACCCCACCCCAGGGGCUCGCAGGAUGGUCGCCAUCUUUGAUUAUGAUCCACGGGAGAGCUCCCCCAACACUGACGUCGAGGCCGAGCUGACCUUCAGUGCUGGUGACAUCAUACAUGUGUUUGGUGACAUGGACGAAGAUGGUUUCUUUUACGGAGACUUGAAUGGACAAAGAGGUUUAGUCCCCUCUAACUUCCUGCAGGCCGUCCCAGAAGACGCUCCAGCAGAGCUAGUCUCUGCUCAGCCUGCACCAGAACCCAAGAAAGAGGCACAGGAGACCUGCACGUCGUCUUCAGAGCCACCAGAUCCUGGGCCCCCUCUGAAAGAGGAGGCUCCGCCCCCCCAAACAGAUCCCUCUUUUCCUGAAACAACUGCACGCACAGACCUACCUUCCAAACCGACGACCCUGACUGACAGCCCCCCGUCGGACCUGGGCCCAGCUCCAGGUCCGGCUCUUCCAGGUCCGACUGCAGCGGAGGCCUGCUGCCCCCCAUCAGCCCCCCUCCCAGCAGACAGCCUGACACAGACAGACUGCUCUGCCCAAGGCAAGAAGAAGAAAAGCUUUUUCUCCAAAGGCAAGAAGCUGUUUAAAAAACUGGGAUCCAGCAAGAAAGAAUGAGGCUCAAAGUACUCGCAUCACACUGAAAGCACUUUUUCUGUCACUCUCACGCGGUAGUCUGUGCGGUUAGCAGCUAUCACAUCUAAUUACUGAUGCUUUAGAAAUAGUACUUUUGCCUUAGAGCACCUGCUAGACCAGCUGAUGCAUUUAGAGUAUGUUCAAACGUUAAGAUGCAGCUUACUGCACCACAAGAGCAUGUGUGAAAGCAUGUUUAGGUGUGCAAACAUAUUCUCUGAAUACUUCCUAAUUAUCUAAGCAUUUACAAACUCUCUGCUCAGUGUCGGCUUUAAUGCUGAAUAUGAAACAUUAAUGAACUGGAUCAGGGUUAUUUGGAGCUCUCUGUUAGAGAAGGAGAUAGAAGAGCAGAGCAGACGAGGCUAAUACGACAUUAGCUUUAAUGUUCAUGUACUGGUGCCACUUUAUUCAUUCGAGCAUCUCUUCCUCUGUGGGACUUAAACAAAUGCACUAACCAUCCUGAUUGGAUGUUUUUUUAGAUAUCUGUCCGCUUGUCCCUCACAUGUUUUCUCCUCUUCAGAAGUAUUUAUACGUGACUUUGUACAGUUAUUUAUGUGUGUUAGACUCCUACCUGACCAUGGCCACGAUGCAUGAAGUGACAUCAUGGCAGAUUAGUCAUCAUCAUCAUCCUCUUUGAUGUGUGCUCGUUAGAUCUGAUCUAAGUUUGUAGUUGGAGGUUCACAGUGGACUCUGAAUGUGAAGGUGUGACCUUCUCUGAGGUGUGUGUGUGUGUGUGUGUGUGUGUGUGUGUGUGUGUGUGUGUGUGUGUGUGUGUGUGUGUGUGUGUGUGUGUGUGUGUGUGUGUGUGUGUGUGUGUGUGUGUGUGUGUGUGAAGCCGCCCGGUCCACUGGUGAACAGAGGCAUUAACAGGAACUCUUCAUGUUUGUGACAACACUCACAGCCAGCCUGACGAUUCAAUAUAAAGUAUUUUCUGAGUGUGUGGGAUAGAUAGAGGAAUGCUGUGUACUCUGUAGGCUAAUCUGCUAGCUAAUGAGGCUGCAACUGAUGACUCAACGAAAAUCCUAUAUAAUUCUUUCAAUCAAUCAUUCAAAAAACGCUGAUCAUCACAGUAUGUAAAAGUUAUCUCUGUAUCGUCAGAGCAUCAAUGGAUUUAAUUUACGCUGACGUAAGACUUGGAAGCAACAUGACAGACGUUAAUAAUGUCACUGCUAUUAUUAUUCUUUUAUGUUUCUCUUUGAAGUAAAAUGCUGUCGGAUUUGGACGUAAAGCUCCUAAAAAGACUUUGGGCUAUAACUUUGAUUUAGCUAGCAGCAGCUCCUGUGUGCACUGUAUCAUGAUUGUAUGGCCACUUCUGCAGCUCUUAUUUCCUGGAUUUCAUGUUUGUAUGUGUUUGACCUCUGAGAUUAUGACGAGCUCUGGAUUAGGCAGCCUGAUGCUAAACGUGCAACUUGAUCAUAACCGUGCAACUUGAUGCUAAACGUGCAACUUGAUCAUAACCGUGCAACUUGAUGCUAAUCGUGCAGCGUGAUGCUAAACAUGCAGUGUGACGCUAAACAUAUAGUGUGAUGCUAAUCAUGCAGCGUGAUGCUAAACGUGCAGCGUGAUGCUGAUCGUGCAGCGCUUCAGUGAUGUAUGGUCGUAGCAUGUUGGAUGUUUAUUUAACACGUGUAAAUAAGAGGAGCAUCGCUCAGUAGAAUUGAAGCAUUUUUAUCACCACUUACUAUAAUAGACUGCAAUAACUUCUUCAUGUCACUUUGUCUUUUGCCUCCAUGUAAAAGAUUUGACUUGUAGUGUGUGAAACACCGUACGAUUGCAGAACAGUGCGUCUGCUCACACUGUACGACUGAAUCGUUUACUCACACACAGUGUGAGCACUAUGAGCUCACACUGUAUGACCUGAUUGUCGAGUAUGACCUGAGAGCUCACAGUGAGCGAGUUAAAACAGGACGGAGCAUUCACAGCUGUGAAUGAAAACUCCCACAGGCUCGCUCGCUCUCACACUAACCGCCGAUAAACACGAGCUAACUAUCAGCUAACUCAAAACAAAUGUUCUGUCUGCUACGUUUCUCUCGAUAUGAGAGGGGGGACAGAUUAAAUAGGCAUACCUGCUGUUGUCAUGGUGACGUCUGUCAGUAAAUGCAGGUAAAAUUGGGACAAAAAAAAAGCACAGAAGUCGGGGAAUCGUCUCAUGGCUCUGCUCUCAGAGUGUGUGCAAUAGUAGUGCACUUGAAGACAAGUCGUAAAUAAAUAAAUCGUGUCUAAAUGGGUCUGAAAUCGUACAGUGUGCAGCGGCUUUAGGCGAUAGGCCAUGUUCAUGAGCCCAUGAAGAGUACUGGUGAAACUUUGUUUUUAUUCACGUGUCCACAUGUUUACAUUAUUAAACUGUAGACUGUUCAUAAAGCUAAUUCAGAGUAGCGUUAGCUCUAAAGCCCAUUGAGAGAGCUGUCCUGUAUCUACAGUCAGCUCUUCAGUUUAGCCAUGAGUGUGUGGACCCGACCUUCCUGCUCAGCGACGCCAUGCAGUGAUUUUCACUUCAGCAGUGUGAUACGGGGCUGUUCAGGUAACUUCUCAGGUUCUUACUUGUAGUUUCUUAUGAACGCUGGGCCACCUGUGACUCUGCUGUAAAAAAUAAAUAAAUAAAUAAAAUGAAAUAAAAAAAGCAGAAUAUGCCAAAAUCUUAGGUGCUGACCUGUUAGCAUAGCAACGAGAAACCAAGCGUCCAGCAGCAGCAGCAGCGUGGAGGACGAGCCCGGGCUGAGGCCGGUCCUAAACAUCAUACCCAUCACUCAGUCUGCUUCAGUUUGGACGCAGUCUGAUUGUUUCCUUUAAUGUCGUCAUUGUUUUGUCCGUCAGUGCUAAUGAAGCGAGCACGACGAUGCCAAGGAUGAGAGAUGGACAUGAGGGCGGGUCGGCAGAGACACUUUACACGUGAGCGAGCCGGGACAGAGCAACACUAAGGCUGUACUGUAAAUCUAAUUUAUUUCUAUAUUCUUCUUUGUGUUUUGUAUAGGGGGAGUGAAUGCUCAAAAGUUGCCGAAAUGUACAGCAAAUAUUUGUACUCUCAUUGUAUUUGACGGCCUUUAAUGCACAAAGUAUUCCUCGACCUGCUGUGUAGUGAGUAGGCGGCGGCGGCGGCUCGGCUGUGGACUGACUUCAUGUAGCUUGUGGUUUUAGCUCAGCGCGUCAUAUUUAGCCUUACAAGAAGACCUUGUUUAGUCUUAAUAUGUUGUUUACAGGAUGUUUAUUGACUGCAUGCAUACCAAUGUGAUCCAUGUUCGGCCUUAUUUAUGUUUCUGUCAUGUGGGCGUUGAUGGACGCUGCUCCGUCUGCCGUGUUGGAUCUGCAGACGCUCCGUGCAGUGGGAGGAGGAGGAGGAGGAGACGUGUGUAAAUAAUGAACAGUGUUGUGUUAUAUUUUCAUACAGAGUGGGAAUUUUGAUCUUGAUUUGGUUGCUUUUUCUUUUUUUUUUGUCUUUCCUGCACUCAUCGUUUGAAAACCAGUGUACAAUGUCCCUUUUUUAUAUAUUCACAUUUUUAUCACCCUUUUGGAAGCUCAUGUGUAAAUAUUUUGUUAAUGAUGUUUUUCAGUUUCUUGAUUGUUUUGCAUGUGCAGACUUUGUGGGCGGAGCUUCAGUGACUAAAGAUGUAGAACACAGGCGACUCGUGGAACUUGAACUUGUGAUGGUUUCCUUUCAUGAUGGAUCUUUUUACAGGAAUAAAGAACGUCUAUUUUCACAGAAA